AUGCCUUCAAACCUGCCGUAUGCGGCAGAUGCAGAAAGUCCUUUAAAGCCUGCCGAACUCCAAGUCCUCCGCGCGCAGUACGAAAAGGAAGGCGAGUACGUGGGAGUCCAAACGAAGUUCAAUUAUGCUUGGGGAUUGAUCAAGUCCAAUCAACGAGGCGAACAACAGCUGGGCGUCCAACUACUCUCGGAUAUCUUCAAGACGACGCCGGAGCGGAGGAGAGAGUGUCUAUACUAUCUGGCACUGGGGAACUACAAGUUGGGAAACUAUGCUGAAGCCCGGCGGUACAAUGAUCUGCUGCUGGAGAAGGAGCCUGGAAAUCUGCAGGCCAGCAGCUUACAGCAACUUAUCGACGACAAGGUAUCGAGAGAAGGCCUGAUGGGUGUUGCAAUCAUCGGCGGCGUUGCUGUCGCUGCAGGAAUCGUUGGAGGCAUGUUGAUGAGAGGCGCACGGAAGCGAUGA
Cladophialophora yegresii CBS 114405 is the source of this 462-nucleotide messenger RNA. Its product is annotated as mitochondria fission 1 protein. Gene Ontology annotation, biological process: mitochondrial fission; autophagy of mitochondrion; peroxisome fission. The coding region runs from base 1 to 462 and encodes 153 amino acids. Gene Ontology annotation, molecular function: protein binding. NCBI's taxonomy places the organism in Eukaryota, Fungi, Ascomycota, Eurotiomycetes, Chaetothyriales, Herpotrichiellaceae. Gene Ontology annotation, cellular component: peroxisomal membrane; mitochondrial outer membrane. The record is from RefSeq and is a predicted model, not a curated record. The transcript has 3 exons.